This is a messenger RNA of Pistacia vera, 1020 nucleotides long. RefSeq names its product pentatricopeptide repeat-containing protein At1g62680, mitochondrial-like. Gene Ontology annotation, molecular function: protein binding. The transcript is spliced from 3 exons. The coding region runs from base 1 to 1020 and encodes 339 amino acids. The record is from RefSeq and is a predicted model, not a curated record. Lineage: Eukaryota; Viridiplantae; Streptophyta; Magnoliopsida; Sapindales; Anacardiaceae.
AUGAUUGCUGUUGGUUGUAGGGCUGAUGUGAUCACUUGCAACUCUUUGAUUGGUGGAUUGUGUAAAACAAGGAAGAUAAGUUUUUCCAUUAAGUUGCUUGAAGAGAUGGUUAAUGGGAAUAAAGAAUCUGGUGUUAUUUCUAUGCCAGAUGUUGUUACUUAUAAUACUAUAAUUGAUGGUCUUUGCAAGGUUGGAUUAGUUGAGAAAGCUAGACAAUUAUUUUUGGAACAUAUGAUUCAGAGAGGUGUGGUUCCUCACAUUUAUACCUACAACAUUUUAAUGAACGAUUAUUGCUUGGCAGAUAGAAUUGGUGAUGCACAGAAGUUGUUUGAUUCUAUAACUAGAAAGGGGUAUAGGCCUAAUGUUGUUUGUUACACUACUUUAAUCAAUUGGUAUUGCAAGAAUAAAGAAGUCAAUGAAGCUCUUAGUCUUUAUCAAGAGAUGAUUUCAGAAGGAAUUAGGGCUGAUGUGAUUACACAUAGCACCUUGUUAACUGGCUUUUUUCUUAUAGCUGAGGUGAAAGAUGCACGAAAUUUAGUUGGUGAGAUGCGACUUAACGAUGUUUUCCCUGAUUCUUGGACAUAUGACAUUUUCAUUAAUGGACUUUGCAAGAACGGAUGUGGGAUAAAAAUAUUAAUUCCGUUCUUUGGAGUUCCUUUAGCUAAGUACUUUAAAAUUGAACGACUAGAACUUGUUUUGGUGCAGUCUGUCUCACUUUGGUGUGACUGCUUGAGAUUUGUGCAAGAAUAUGAUCCAUAUGUACGUGAAUUUUCACCUGAUGGAAAAAGAAAAACAGUUCAGCGCAUUCGAAGUGUAUUUCACCGUCAGUUGUCCAUUCCCCUUGCUAACGUAAGGUCAACCCUUCUCACCUACAAGUCUUGGGAGGUGGACCUGGUGACUGCUCUAGAUGUUGAAUCAGGUGAUUUAGAUGGGAUUCCUUCUACUGUUGCCACAGCGUAUGAAAAGGCAUUGGAGAUGUAUAAUGCUCAAGCUGAUUUUGAAGAACGGAUUGCAAGGUAG